GUACCGGCGCUUGCAUCCCGCGGGCACGCCGAGGAGAGCGCCGCAGCGCCGCCCGCCUCGUCCACUGCGACUCUCGGCCUCGCGACCACCACCACGACCACCACCACGACGACCACCACCGCCAUCACCACCACCAUGGGCGCGAGCAGGAUGCGACCCGCGAGCGACAAGCAGCUGGAGCGGCCGCCGCGCCGGCCCCCCAACGGAGGCUGGGGCUGGGUCGUGGUGCUGGGCGUCGCCGUGUCCUACAUGACCAACAUGGCGCUGUUCUCCGUGUUCGGCCUGCUGUUCGGCGGCCAGCUGGAGGCCUGGGGGUUGGAGACGACGGGCAUCGCCGUCAUCAGCAGCACCAUGAACACCAUUCAGAACUUCUCAGGCCUGCUGGUGGGGCCCAUGGUGAAGCGACUGGGCGGCAAGGCGGUGUCGCUGCUGGGCGGCGCGCUCAUCUCGUCCGGCAUGAUGCUGUCCUACUUCGCCACGGACCCCUGGCAGAUCUUCAUCACGUGGGGCUUCCUGGUUGGCCUAGGGCUGGGGCUGCUGGUGCCCUCCACCUUCCUCAACAUCAACUCGUACUUCACGACGCGCCGCAGCCAGGCCGUGGGCAUCGCGCUGGCCGGCACGGGUCUGGGCCAGAUCCUGAUGCCGCACCUAGUGCGCCUGCUGCUGGAGCAGUACGGCUUCCACAGCGCCGUCCUCAUCAUGGGCGCCAUCGCCCUGCACUCGCUGCCGGGCUGCCUGCUCUACCGCAAGCCGGUCCUCGUCAGGGACCCCGGCGACCCCGAGGAGCCCAACGAGACCCAGCCCCUCAACCCGGCGACCCCGGCGGCGUCAGCGCUGCCGGUCAAGGCCGAAACCAAGGCCGAGUCCAAGGUCGAGCACCUGCUGGACCCCACCAAGGCCUCCCCCGAGGAGGAGCGGCGCUGCGAGCGGCGCGGCGUCCUGGGCGCGAUGCACAAGCUGGCCGACAGCCUGGGCCUGGACCUGCUCGUCAACCUCCGCUUCAUGAACCUGGCCGUCGGCACUGGGCUGAUCUACACGACGCAGACCUCCUUCUCCAUGAUCUUCCCCUUCUUCCUGAUGGAGAGCGUGGGUCUGAGCGCGGCCGCCACCGCCACCUGCAUGUCGGCGCAGUCCGUGGGGGACUUGGCCUCGCGGCUGCUGCUGCCGUCGCUCAUGAGCGGGGCGCUGUGCGACAGCGCGUGUCGCAGGGGCCGCAAGGGCGGCCAGGGCGGCCACCACUCGGGGCUGGCGGCCCGGACCGUCAUGCUCGUCGGUGCGCUGGGCAGCGCGGGCAGCCGCUCCGUGAUGGCGACGAUGACGGGCUUCACCGAGCUGCUGGCGCUGUCCGCCGUCGUCGGCCUGUUCCGCGGCGCCACCGUGCUCAACCAGAACCUGGUGGUGGCCGAGCACGUCCCCGCCAGCAAGCUGCCCGCCGCCAUCGGCAUGGCCAUGGUCGUGAAGGGCGCCUGCGUGCUGGGCCUGGGCUCCGCUCUCGGCGUGGUCCGAGACAAGACGGGCAGCUUCCCCGUGUUCAUCCACGCCCUCACCUUGCUGGCCAUGUUCACGGGCCUCACCUGGAUGCUGGAGAGUCUCUUCUGCGCGCCCAAGAGGCCCGCCAACGCCGCCUCCCGCGCGCCUAGAUGACCCUCCCCGUGGACGCGAGGACCCCGAAGGCGGGCCUGUUCCGAGCAGCGGUCCCGUCGCUCUGCCUGCCUCGCUCUCGGGGCGCCCCGUGGGGGUGCGAGAGAGGCAGAGCCAGCAGAGCGACAAAGCCCCGCGCGGCAUUGCUCUGUUGGGUCGCUGUCGCUGGGAUGCGUGUUCGGCGUCGAAUCGAUAGAUUUUGUGGCCAGAAAAGGUGACAACAGGAGAGGCUCAACGGCGUGUGUUGGUAGAAGCAGCGCGCACGGGCUUCUUCUCGCUCUCUCUCUAUCUGAUGCUCGGCGGUCACUUGGCGGACCUAUCCCAAAUCGUGUACACGUCCGUGCUGUGGCGAGGCGACCCGUCUUGUUAGCUGCGCUGCUGCGCUAAAACCUCAUCGUCGCACUCGGACUAGGUGUGACGCACUGGCUCGCGAGGCCCAGUAACUUGUGAUAAUUUAUUUGUACAUAAUAAUAUAAUAAUAAACGUAGUGUUAAAUUGUUAUCGGA
Molecule: messenger RNA, 2147 nt
Organism: Thrips palmi
Lineage: Eukaryota; Metazoa; Arthropoda; Insecta; Thysanoptera; Thripidae
Product: monocarboxylate transporter 12
Exons: 8
Coding region: 136-1644 (502 amino acids)
Biological process (GO): monocarboxylic acid transport; transmembrane transport
Molecular function (GO): monocarboxylic acid transmembrane transporter activity
Source: RefSeq, a predicted model, not a curated record